AUGAAGGGUACGCCAGAUAUGCCCAUGUGCGGGUUCUCCCGUGCCGUCAUCCAAGUCAUGCAAGUUCAAGGCGUGAAACCCGACCUGCUCAAAACUUUCAACUGCCUCGAAGACCAGGAGCUGAGGGAAGGCAUCAAGGAGUACUCGGACUGGCCCACCAUUCCGCAGGUGUAUGUCGAUGGCGAGUUUGUCGGCGGUUGCGAUAUCGUCAUCAACAUGCAUCAGAGUGGAGAGCUGGAGGAGUUGUUGGAGAAGAACGGCUUGUUGUUGCCGUUGAAGGAACAAGGUCAGAAGUAG
Molecule: messenger RNA, 297 nt
Organism: Pseudozyma hubeiensis SY62
Lineage: Eukaryota; Fungi; Basidiomycota; Ustilaginomycetes; Ustilaginales; Ustilaginaceae
Product: potential glutaredoxin
Exons: 1
Coding region: 1-297 (98 amino acids)
Molecular function (GO): disulfide oxidoreductase activity
Source: RefSeq, a predicted model, not a curated record